AGUUUCCAAAAAACAUUAGGCAAAAACUUCCUACGGGACGAAAAGUGGGCCAAAGCUUUAGUGCACGUCAGAGCGAGAAUACAGCACAUACACACACAUACAGACACACACACACACACACAGACACACACACACAGACACCUUCACACACACACACACACACACACUGGACCAUCCAAACUCCUGAAACGUUUUUUCUGUCUGUUGUCAUCCCGCACGGAUUUACUUUCUCACCACGGAUUCGAAGGCGGAGAGCGCGUUUCCCCCCGUGCCCUUACAUUUCUUUAAACGAGAAAUGGAAGAGAGCUCGAGUUCACCCGUGUCUCCGGUGGACAGUCUCGGGACCAGCGAGGAGGAGCUGGACCGCCAGCAGCAGCAGCAGCAGCACCAGCACAGGCGCUUCGCCCGGAAGAGGAGACCGAGUAAAAAGUCGAGUGAGGAGGACAGCUCUGGCGGAAGUCCCGGCUCGGCUAAACGGAGCAAGAAGGCGAGUCCGAACCGAGCGCAGUCCUACGAGGAGCUGCAGAAUCAGCGCGUGCUGGCCAACGUGCGCGAGCGCCAGAGGACUCAGUCUCUGAACGAAGCGUUCGCGUCUCUGCGCAAGAUCAUCCCGACCCUGCCCUCCGACAAGCUGAGCAAGAUCCAGACGCUCAAGCUGGCAUCCCGCUACAUCGACUUCCUCUAUCAGGUGCUGCAGAGCGACGAGAUGGACAGCAAGAUGUCCAGCUGCAGCUACGUCGCGCACGAGAGACUCAGUUACGCCUUCUCGGUGUGGAGGAUGGAGGGAGCCUGGUCCAUGUCCGCCUCGCACUAGCGACCUCCAGCACAGCUGGACACCAAUCAUGCCACCUGGACUGUUUACUUCCACUAGUUCUGAAGACACCAAAGGAUUUAUCGAAGAACCCGUGAAGCUUCACGUCAUGAUGAAAGACACAACCUGUGCAACCUAACAUGCACCAUAGUGCGUUGAAGCCCAGAGUCCUAACUUCACAACUUAGCCCUAAAUGUCCUCAUGGUGUUAGUAAAGGAAAGCCAUCUUCUAUCUUUAAUGAAACUAUAUUUCCCCCUUGAAAUAGAAGAGUUUAUAUAUAUAUAUAUAUAUAUAUAGAUGUAUAUGUUUUUUUUUUUUGUAAAGUAUUGUACAUAAUGCUACCUGUGAGUUUGAUCAACUUUUAAGGGGGCCAAUAUGAUUUAGAGCAAUAGUUUUCUGCAUGGAUUACUGCCUUUUUUUUUUUUUUUUUUUUUUUUUUUUACAUUCAAAACAAACAAACCAAAAAAUGUUGUUCUAUGCAAGACUUUCAAUUUCCAUGCAUUGAAUUGUGCUUAUUUAUUAAAACAUAUUUUUUGAACAA
This is a messenger RNA of Ictalurus punctatus (channel catfish), 1352 nucleotides long. It is a transcript of the gene twist2, whose product is annotated as twist2. Lineage: Eukaryota; Metazoa; Chordata; Actinopteri; Siluriformes; Ictaluridae. The record is from RefSeq and is a predicted model, not a curated record. The transcript has 2 exons. Gene Ontology annotation, biological process: regulation of transcription by RNA polymerase II; developmental process. The coding region runs from base 296 to 814 and encodes 172 amino acids. Gene Ontology annotation, molecular function: RNA polymerase II transcription regulatory region sequence-specific DNA binding; protein dimerization activity; DNA-binding transcription factor activity, RNA polymerase II-specific.